Messenger RNA from Antrostomus carolinensis (chuck-will's-widow), 219 nucleotides. Its product is annotated as dnaJ homolog subfamily C member 15. The record is from RefSeq and is a predicted model, not a curated record. Lineage: Eukaryota; Metazoa; Chordata; Aves; Caprimulgiformes; Caprimulgidae. Gene Ontology annotation, cellular component: PAM complex, Tim23 associated import motor. The transcript is spliced from 3 exons. Gene Ontology annotation, biological process: protein import into mitochondrial matrix. The annotation marks the transcript as partial. Gene Ontology annotation, molecular function: ATPase activator activity.
AGUCUCUCAUUGUACUACAAAGGAGGAUUUGAACAGAAAAUGAGCAGGCGAGAAGCUAGUCUUAUUUUAGGUGUAAGUCCGUCUGCUGGCAAGGCCAAAAUCAGAACAGCCCAUAGAAGAAUCAUGAUUUUGAAUCAUCCUGAUAAAGGUGGAUCACCAUACUUAGCAACAAAAAUAAAUGAAGCAAAAGACUUGUUGGAAUCCAGUGCCAAAAAUUGA